AAGCAUUUUCUCCAGCUGAUUCACCACAGAUCACACCUCCUCUUCCUCCUCCUCCUCCUCCUCUGCUUGGAGAGAGCGAGAGAGAGUGCACAAACCAUAAGGCGUGGUUUUUAUUGGAUGGAGAUGCUCCGUCUGCUCCCGCUGGGAUUCCCACCUGCGCCCAUGCACACACUGCUUGAGUGAUCUAUUGGUUGAUCGCCACCACAGAGGACGACACGUUUACGGCUUGUUUGUGUGGUUACACCGCCCAGCCGAGCCCCGGUUCCGGAUAAACAGCAGUGGUGGUGCUGGUGCCGUUGGUGGUGGAGAGCCAGUCCUGAGGUCGGGUGCUGUCCCGAGGCGGUUCAGCGAGGAUGGAUCCCACAUCGCGCAGAGCAUCCCCUUGGCUCGCCUUGCUUGUACUGGCGUGUGUGCGGCUGCAAGUGGACUGCAGGCGGGCCAGGCAGCCUCGGUGUCCCACAUCGUGCACUUGCACCAAAGACAACGCGCUGUGCGAGAGCACCGGCCUGAUCCCCCGCACCUUCCCUCCGGAUGUCAUCUCGCUGUCGUUCGUCAAGUCUGAAUUCACAGAGAUCCCCAAGGAGAGCUUCAUCCACACGCCCGCCCUGCACCUCCUCCUUUUUACAGCCAAUAACUUGGAGUCAAUAAACGAGGAUGCUUUCCUUGGUCUUCCUCAUCUGGAGUAUCUGUUCAUCGAAAACAACCAAAUCAAUUCCAUAUCGCCGUACGCUUUCCGUGGGCUGAAAACAUUAGUGCAUCUGAGUUUGGCCUACAAUAAUCUCGAGACACUCCCCAAAGAUUUGUUCAAGGGUCUCGAGGCGCUGACGAAAGUAGACUUGCGAGGGAACCAGUUCACUUGUGACUGUAAGCUCAAGUGGCUGGUGGAGUGGACCUACAGCACCAAUGCUACCGUGGAUCAGAUUUACUGCAAAGGCCCGUCGACGCUGCAGGACAAGAGGAUCAACGACCUGAUGCCUCAGGCCUUCGACUGCAUCACCACAGAGUUCGCCUCCUACCAGUCCCUCAAGUUUGAGUCGAUAUCAGUCGAGGCCUUUUCCUUCGGGGAGGACCAGUUUGUGGUCUUUGCUCAGCCCUUCAUUGGCAAAUGUAGCUUCAUGGAGUGGGAUCAUGUGGAGAUGGUCUUCAGGAACUUUGACGAUAUUGACAGCACUUCUACGGUGAUCUGCAAGCCUCUGGUGAUUGACAACCAGCUCUUCAUCAUCGUGGCUCAGCUGUUUGGCGGCUCGCACAUCUACAAGCGCGACACGUCGGCCAGCAAGUUCAUCAAGCUCCAAGGCAUCGACAUCCUGAAAAUCCGCAAGCCCAACGACGUGGAGACGUUCCGCAUCGACGGCGAGUCUUUCUUCGUCAUCGCCGACAGCUCCAAGGCGGGCUCCACCACCAUCUACAAGUGGAACGGCAACGGCUUCUACUCGCACCAGUCGCUGCACCCGUGGUACCGCGACACGGACGUGGAGUACAUGGAGAUCUCGUCCAAGCCUCACCUCAUCCUGUCCAGCAGCUCCCAGAGGCCCGUCAUCUACCAGUGGAACAAAGGCACCAAGCUCUUCGACCGACGCACCGACAUCCCGGAGAUGGAGGAUGUCUACGCUGUCAAGCACUUCCAGGUCAAGUCGGAGCUUUACAUCUGCCUGACGCGCUUCAUCGGCGACUCCAAGGUGAUGCGGUGGGACGGCGCCCUCUUUCGGGAACUGCAGACCAUGCCCUCGCGCGGCUCCAUGGUCUUCCAGCCUUUCUCCGUGGGCAGCUGGCAGUACGCCAUCCUGGGCAGCGACUACUCCUUCACGCAGGUGUACCGCUGGGAUGCCAAGAAGGGCGAGUUCGUGCACUUCCAGGAGCUCAACAUCCAGGCGCCGCGGGCCUUCUCGCCCGUCUCCAUCGACAACCGCCAGUUCCUGCUGGCGUCCAGCUUCAAAGGGAAGACGCAGAUUUACGAGCACCUGGUCAUCGACCUGAGCGUCUGAGCAGCGAGACGAGAGAAAGGAGGCAUGCAUUUUUUUUCUAUUUACGUGUACUCUUUUCAAAAGUGCAUUUCAACCACAUUUCACGGGCAAAAAUAUCGGGACGGGGUGAGGUCAGGGUUCUCGAGUGCUUCUGUGCCAAACGCAACCGUGCAUGCCUUGAUGGACCUUGAACAUGACCAAUUAAGAUUACAUGAGGCCUUGACUGACCCCUUAUUGAGUAUACGUCAGGCGCGUCCCAACACUUUUGUCCGUGACAUACAGUGGAACCUCCGUAGUCCACCAAAAGAGGUAGAAUUUAGAGAAUGUUCUGGAAAAAUAUACCUCUCAUAGGCGUGUCCCAAUACUUUUGCCCGUAGUAGACAGUGGAACCUCCAAAGUCCGACACCCCCGAGGAGAAUGUCCUGGAAAAAUACCCCUGUCAUAGAUAUGUCCAAAUACUUUUGUCCAUGCUCUAGGAGUGCAGUGCAACACCCCCGAAUAGAACAAAAAUGCCUCACUGGGCCUGGAAAAGAUGAGUUCCACAAGUGCGUUUUGCUUUUUCUUUGGCUUUUUUGUGUGUGACGCCACCGCAGAAGCCUCACGAAGAAGUGAAAAAAAAAAUGCGACGAUAACCACAGAAGUGGAGCUGCAGUGCGAGACGUAGGAAAGGCUCAGCACAACAUGAAGUAAAAGUAUCAAACACGCAACGUAAUUCGACCAAGCUAACAGAAAACAGCAUGUAGCGGAAAUAACCACGGCUAAUGACGAGCUUGCAGCAUUUUUGCGUGUAUUUCCUGAAGUAACGUAGUACUUAGACGGCACAUACUGACAAAUCAGUGGUAUCCACCAGUAAUGAAGGUUUUGGAGCAGACUAACUGACGUAACAUCGCUUCCCGUGGGAACACGGCAACCUUUGGAGGCUCCGACGUGUUUACAGAGACGGAGGCCGGCUUCGAUGCAUGCAUCUCAUCCGUUUGUCACCUCACGUAUGUCGAGCCCAAAGUCAUGAAACUUUCCUCAAUCUGCCAAAAAAAAAAAAAAAAAGAGAAAUGUUUACAUUUUUUCUGCCAAAAUAAUUUGUAAAAAAAAAAGCCCAAAAAAACAACGACGCUUUUGUAUGUAACAACAGUUGGGUAUUGAUCACCUGGUGAAUGUUUGUAUCAAGUGUUUUUCAGCAGCACAUUGAUUCUAUUUUCACGACCUUUCAGGAUGAUUCACUUUUGUCACCAGAAUGUUCAUUCUUUCGUCAAUGAAUUGAUGGUUGCCUCGCCAGAUAAUCUAUUCAUUAACUGUAAAAGCCAUAAAUGACCUUGUCAAAACCUCAGCGUUUAGUCUCACAGAACGAGGGUGUCCAAAGUCCGGCCCGGGGGCCGUUUGUGGUUGUGUUGUUUACGGAUUGUGGCGUAUUUGAAAAAUAAAACGAAACACGGCCAUACGGAAAAAUAAAAAAGCUAUAAUGUGUAAGAUAUCGCACUUAUCCUAAGAACUAUUUGCUUUGUUUGUCAGGAAAAUGUGGUUUGUUAAUAUUGGCCAUUGUUUCAUUUGUUUGGACGAAUAUUAGUUAUAAUUGUAUGUAUUUCUGCUAACAUUUACACAUUUAUCACACUGACUUGCUAUGAUUGUCUGCUCCAGGCUAGAGGCCUCUUGUCUCCAAAACAAGUCCUUCACAUGCUCAUCACCUGAUUCAAAUAGCCGUGGGCGCGUGCGAGUCAGCCCAAACAAAAAGCUGAGCUGUUAAGGGUUUUUUUCUUUAAAUGUAUCCACGUUAUGCAUAAAUACUUACAGGCCACACUGAAUAGAGAAAACAAUUAUUAUACUAUUAGAAUAAAAUAAAAUAUUUCAGAGAAAAAAAGUUGGAUAAGUUUAGGGAAGAAAAAUCUUUUUUUUUGCGACAAAAAUAUUUUUUUGAGAUUUUUUUUUUAAUUAGAAAGUUAUAAUUUUAUGACAAUAAAUAAAGAAAUUACAAGUUGAAUGAAAAUAGUAUAAAAAGUAUCAUUAAAAUAUAUUAUUAAUAAUAAUAUAUAUGAAAUAUAAAUAGAAAAAAAUAUAUUCAAUUUUCCCACAAAAUACGGUAUGUCUGUUUUUGCCUGAAAAAAAUGUUUUUUCUUGAAAAUGAAGAAAAUAGAAAAUGGGGGGGAUCUCAUUCCUUUUAAAUUUGACUUAAUUCUCAAAAUUUCUGAUAAAAAAAAUAUGAAUAUAUUCUUGGGUCAGAAAGUCGUGUGUUAUAUAUUAAGUAUAUAAAAUAUGUAAGUACAUAAACUAUAGAAAGUCAUAUGGAAAAAAGAUGUAUUUUCAGGGGGAAAGCUGUAUUUUUUUAGCGGGGCGUGAAAAAAUCCUACUUUUUAGACAACAGGGAUAUUUUCCAGGAAAAACUAAUUAUUUUAGCAUUCGCAUUAGAAUUUUUUUAAGGGAAAAAAAUGUACUUCAGGAAAACCUAAUAUUUUAAAAAUAAAAGUUUAUGUUAUAACUUUAUAUUAAGUAUCAUUUUCUGGUUAAAAUUCAACUUGUCAUUUCUUUGAAAAUAAAUAACAUUUAUUCUCAUAACUUUCUCUCUCUUGAAAAAAAAACAACUUUUUCUCCAAAAAAAACAUAUUUUUUUUCUCUAAAUAAACAUUAUUCUCAUAGUAUUGAUUUUUUCCCCGCUUUUGAGUGUGGCCCUAGUCCUCUUUUCGACAAAGAAUCCUUCAGUUUUUCUGGACGCAGCCCAAACGUUGGACACCCUCGUGGAAGAAUAAAUGUAUUUGAAAAUGUAAUGAGUAGUUGUGAGAGUGUCAUGAUUAGGAUGAAGUUGACUGACAUUUUGCUCUUUCAAUAAAAGCUAUUCACAUUUGAGCUUGAACCAUGAAACGCGGUUGUCGUUAUUACUUUCAAAAUAACAGACUCAAAAACUGUGGCUGGUGUAGAAUUGAGUGCACAACUUGCCUGCAACCAGCAGGGGCGCUGUUGAGUAAGUCAACUUGUUUACUGUCUCAGCUACUGUAUAAGGUUGAGUCACUAUUGCAUGGAGUCAUAUACGUUUUUAAUUAAGGAAUUAAUAAUAGUAAUAGGAAUUUUUAAAAAUAUAUAUAUUUAUUCUUUUUUUAAAAUAUAAUUUUUACUCCUAGUCAGUGACGAGCAACAAAUAAUACAAACAACUUUUUAUUUUCUUCCGACAAAGUGCACACCUCAUUUCUACAAAGCAACACAUUACAACGUAAUGGAAUAAAUACAAUAAAAUUUGCUGAACUGAAAAAGCAAAGAAACCAAAAAUGAAAAGAGGAUAAACACACAAGUACCUGCGCAAUCCCACAGGUGGAGGCGCAGGACCCAAUGAGGCUUCUUCUUUUGAGGUGGUCGUUUGGAGGAGACUUUUCAUGCAUUUUAACACGUCGAAUUUUAAAUCCUGCUUUUUUUUUUAAUCGGAACUGAUGAUGAGAUAACUAGAUUUAUUUUUUAUUUUUUUGGAGUGGGCAGGGGGACAACAGGUGCAUACUUUCAUGUUCACACGCGUCCAAAAAGUUGUGCAAGUGCAACAGGAGUCUCCACAUCGCCCCCUGCUGCUGAAAGAAAAAUAAAGUGAACACGACUCAAGUCUAUGCGUGCAACUGCAGUGUUUUUUUUUCUUUUCUUCUUCCAUAGGCAAAAAAAAUUAAAAUAAUUUAGUGCUCUUUAAAUAAAAUGAAAAAAAAACAC
Molecule: messenger RNA, 5636 nt
Organism: Dunckerocampus dactyliophorus (ringed pipefish)
Lineage: Eukaryota; Metazoa; Chordata; Actinopteri; Syngnathiformes; Syngnathidae
Product: leucine-rich glioma-inactivated protein 1-like
Exons: 8
Coding region: 354-1985 (543 amino acids)
Biological process (GO): myelination
Molecular function (GO): protein binding
Source: RefSeq, a predicted model, not a curated record